Messenger RNA from Acinonyx jubatus (cheetah), 9012 nucleotides. It is a transcript of the gene MCF2L, whose product is annotated as MCF.2 cell line derived transforming sequence like. The transcript has 33 exons. Gene Ontology annotation, molecular function: guanyl-nucleotide exchange factor activity; protein binding. The coding region runs from base 3810 to 7325 and encodes 1171 amino acids. Lineage: Eukaryota; Metazoa; Chordata; Mammalia; Carnivora; Felidae. Gene Ontology annotation, biological process: intracellular signal transduction; positive regulation of Rho protein signal transduction. The record is from RefSeq and is a predicted model, not a curated record. Gene Ontology annotation, cellular component: cytoplasm; extrinsic component of membrane.
GACAGCCUUCGUUUUCUUCCCCAGCAGCGAGAACAGGAAGGAGCAGAGGUGCUGGGCAUCUUGCUGGCGGCUGCUAGGUUUCCGUGGACAGGCAGCGUGAUUUGGUUCCGCCCGGGAGAGUGAGCAUAUAGCUGCAGGUUGCAGAUCCGGGUUCGUACCCUCGUCUGAGAUCUGCUUCUUCAGCCCGGGUGGCAGCUGCCUUUCGAGAAAGCAUACGUAUCUGUGGGUUGAAAAUAAUCUGAGCCAAGGGCUUCCAGAGCGGGGCGUAGGCAUGGUGAGGCUAUCAGAAGCUUGUUUUUAGGAGGAAAAAUCUGGAUUAACGGGAUGCUUCUUUUCCUCACCAAAUAUAACUUACAGCUGAGACAAGCGCUUGGGAAUGGUGUAGGUAAGGGUAGAGGACGGCAUGUGUGGGCUUCCGUUGCCUGUAUUGAUUAGGAGGUUACUUAAGACGAGCUUUGAGGAGCCAUUCGAAUGGAUCUCUUUAGGGUUAGAAAACGCUGAGCUGGCAGUGCCUCAGUCAGUCACCUCCGAGUUUCGAUGCCGCACUGUGCAGGAAGAGAGCGGUCUGCAUUAACUAGUUUCCUUGAAUGAAGAGGAAAUAAUCGUGUGUCGUUAAAAUCCUUAGUGCUGGCAGCGUCCCUCAUUCGCAUGGACACAUUCACGUGCAGGGAGCGUCUGCUGUGAGCUGACCGAGCCUGGGAGAUGCCGCACGUCCGCCCUGGUGCCGCAAGACCCCAGAUGCUUUGCUGCCGACAGUCUCCAGGCACAGACCCUCGGGCGACGCAGAAAGUGUCAGAAUUUCACGUGGAAGGUUCAGGCAAACUUUCACGUGCCACACAAUAUUCCCAAUCAAUGCGAGGAGAACAUUUAUUUAAAAUUGUUGCAAACACAGCAUAGAAAAGACCUAAGUCACCAUGUUGCCUGUUUUCUGUAAGUAGGUUUCUAAUUUCGUAUGACUAGGGCACCAUCUCUCGAUUUUGUCAUGAUUGGUCAGGUGUGAUGCGUCCUUUAUUUAAGACAAUGAAGCGUGUUACUCAAAAAGCUCAUUACGAGCGAGCAGCUCCAGGGUCUCUCCACCAAAGAUUUCGCUGCUGGUGCUCAGAGACCGCAGCGUGUCGGACCUGUGGCGUGUCUUACGGGCUAUCUUGACGGAGGGUCCCAGAGCUUCCUGUCUUUGUUUGAGGGAAGACGUUGUCAUUGAAAAGGGCCGAAAGGCCCUGUUACACAGUGAACAAUUAGUCAUGACCGGCAGCAGGACUCCGCAGGGAAUCAUCGUCCAGUGGGGUGGCCCGGCUGCGGCCGAGGGCAGUGCCGGGCGGUGGGGCUGGGACCCAGCGCUGCACAAGAGGCGAGCUUGUGGGGCGUGUGGUGCCUGUGGGCCCCAGUGCUGGCCCGACCCCGGGAAGUCAUCUGUGCACGGCAGGCAGGGGCGCCAGGCACCAGGAGGGAGGAGGAGAGGCAGGUGUGUCACCUGGCCCACAGGCCCUGCCAGCUUGCACCCGCGUGUGCUGGCCGUGUGGAAAUGCACUGACGCACACGUGCACACCCGUGUCAUUCUUACGAAGGAAAAGAGUCCUCCCGCCUAGUGGCUGCACGUGGUAAUGAGCCGGCUGUCAGCCUGGAAGGACUUUCCAAGUACCUAGCAUCUCGUUGAAGAGCUGUGCUAAGUGACUCCCUGCCCUCGCCCCCGCCAUGAUUAAUUUAAGACUUUUUACUGCCAAAAGUCUUGGAUGCCAUUUAUGGAUACAAAUUCCUCGACAGUAGCUUGAGCUCAUGUUGAGUAAAAUAUACUCUUGGGGUCCCCGGAGACCCAGUUCUCCAAAGGCCCGCCGGUGCCUGCACUCAGCACACCAGGGUGGGCCUGGGGCCUGGGAGGAAGAACUUGGGUGUCCUGGGUUUUGUGACUGGGAGCUGAGGGAGGGACAUGCCCGGGACGAUGUGUGGUUUUGAGAUGUCCGCCAAAUCCAAAGACCGUGAGCCUUCAAGACAAAGAGACCAAGAGACUGUGAGCAGAUUCAUGUCUCAGAACUGAUUUUUGGAAAAGGUUUUAUAUAGUAACGUCUUUAAGACAUAUUUCCAUAAAGUCGGACACCCUGGGUCAGCCACGCCUACUUGCUGGAACAGCGACGCCGCAGCUGUGUGCACAUGCACACACGUGCGUCUGACUUACCAGCUGCUCCGUGAGCGGCCCCGAAGUUCCCGUUCUCGUGAUUUUCUGUGCACACCUUCGCGUUUACACGGGGAGAAAUUCAGCCCCGGCCUCAGAACAACACACGACGGGGCUCGUGGCGGUUACUAAUCAGUAGUGGCGGGCAGCUCCCGUGGACACAGAGACAUGUCCCGUAGCCACGUCUCCGCAUGUCCUUCCUGCGGUGCCCUGUGCUGAACGGAGCUCAGGGCUCUGGUCCCUGGUCACAGGAAGAGGGCUCGCGUCCUGGACGCACCACAUCAAACACGCCAUCUGUUUCCUCCUGACUGUGCGCCAGGAUGGCCUCUGCUCGGAGGCCCGCGUGGAAGCGCAGAGAUGGGCGGCUCGGCGGCCAGUGCGUUGACAUUCUCUCCGUGUUGCUUCUCACGGACACAGCGCCGGGAGCCGGCUUCACCUGCUGCGUGCCGGCAGACGCAGGCCAGCGCAGGGGGCGUGGGCGCAGAGGAGAGGCGAGUGAGGCCAGCACCUGCUUGCACUCCCAGUGCCUCCCCUGCUCAGAGGUGUGAGCCUGCUCCUAGCCAAAGAGCCGGAAGUGGACCUCAUCGGGGCUGAGCCAGCAGGCGUGCGGGACCCACACUAUCACCUCGGCCCCACAGCCCCCAGCUCUGGCAGGGAAGGCCUGGUGUUUGGCAGGGUCCCCCCAGCCUGUGAACACCCCUGGGAGGAAGGUGGGUGCCGAGGGGCAGAAGGAAGCAGACGUUGUCUUGCUGCAAACCGGCUACACUGCUGAAGGGGUGCCCGUGGCUUCGUGGGGUCAAGCGUGGCCAUUCGGACAGACCCAUGUGCUGACGCCCCCGUAAGCGGGAGCGUACAGGAAGCACACGGGAGCCCUGGGACCCUCCCCUGUGUCACAUAUAAACGGCAACUGAGUGAACUGCCCAGCGGGUUAGGUGUGAGGGUCGGAGGCGUGUCCAGCGUGAUGCCCACAUGGGCGCACGCUCUGGGACGGAGGUGGGGGCAGCAGGUAGCCAGGCAGUCUCUCCCCCUCAGAAUCAUGGUGGGCACCAGGGGCCGGAGCCUUGGGGUCCGGGGCACGAUCAACAUCGCUGGAAAGUGUCACUUGCCAAGCACAGCGGUGUUAUCAUUUCCUGCCUCCCGAGCUGGACGGCAGGCGGGGGUCACAGACGGCGGAAUCUCCCAGUUUAUUUCAAGAAGGCCCGGGGCCGUUUCCCCUCCCUUCCUCCCGCCUUGUGGCUGUUUGUUUGAACUUGAGAUUUCCUGAGCUUGGAAGGUGUUUCUGACUUGGGCAGCAAAGCAAACCCCUGACUCUGGGAGCCCCCGCCAGCACAAGCCCCUUUCCGAGGAAGGAAACGCCCAAGACCUGCAAAUAGACUGCUCUGCAGCCUGGCCCCCACUCUGCAGAGCUCUCCUCUGACACCGCAGGCCUUGUGUCCGGGCUGUGUCCCCCCAGGACUCGGCAAACCCAAGGUCACUGGAGGUCGCCUGCCCAGCUCAGCGUGCAGCGCGGGGUGGGGUGCCCUCCCCCACUGCCAGUGCCCGCCCACCGCGGACCGUCUGCAGAAGAGAACUGCAGGGCAAGGGAACUGUGCCCUGUGGAAUCGAAGCCCCCGCUGCCGUGCGCGUCCCUGGAGAAAACGUGAUGGCCGCGAAGGGAACUUCUCGGGGGACCCCCGGGGGGCCCCAGCGUCGGCUCUGGCUGCUGCCUCGGAGACGCCGGGGGACCUCGAGGCGCCCACAGCCUGUUGAGGCGGGACGGGGUGGCACCACCCGGGACGCAGGAGCAGAUGAAAUCAUGCACCAGGACAUCACCCCGCUCUGUGCCGCUGACAUCCAAGACCAGCUGAAGAAGCGCUUUGCUUAUCUGUCCGGUGGGCGCGGGCAGGACGGCAGCCCAGUCAUCACCUUCCCAGACUACCCGGCCUUCAGCGACGUCCCCGACAAGGAGUUCCAGAAUGUCAUGACCUACCUCACCAGCAUCCCCAGCUUGCAAGAUGCUGGCAUUGGGUUCAUCCUGGUCAUAGACAGAAGGCAGGACAAAUGGACGUCGGUGAAGGCGUCGGUCCUGCGAAUAGCCGCGUCCUUCCCGGCAAACCUCCAGCUCGUCCUUGUCCUGCGCCCAGCGGGGUUUUUCCAAAGGACCCUCUCUGACCUCGCUUUCAAAUUCAACAGAGAUGACUUUAAGAUGAAGGUGCCGGUCAUAAUGCUGAGCUCAGUGCCAGAGUUACACGGUUACAUCGACAAGUCCCAACUGACUGAGGACCUGGGCGGGACCCUGGACUACUGCCACACGAGGUGGCUGUGUCACCGCACGGCGAUCGAAAGCUUCGCCCUCAUGGUCAAGCAGACUGCUCAGAUGCUGCAGUCCUUCGGGACCGAGCUGGCCGAAACGGAGCUGCCCAAUGACGUCCAGUCGACAAGCUCGGUGCUCUGUGCUCACACGGAGAAGAAGGACAAAGCGAAGGAGGACAUGAGGGCGGCCCUGGACGAGGGACAGAGCCUCCUGCAAAGCGUCAGAGAGCCCCUGGCCAAGGGCGGGGGGCGGAGCCUGAGCCAGGACCAGCUGGACAAUCAGACCACCGUGCAGAGGCUCCUGGCCCAGCUGAACGAGACCGAGGCCGCCUUCGAUGAGUUCUGGGCAAAGCACCAGCAAAAGCUCCAGCAGUGUCUGCAGCUCCGGCACUUUGAGCAGGACUUCCGAGAGGUCAAAGCCUCCUUAGACGCACUGGCCCAGAAGAUAGCAACCUUCACGGAUGUGGGCAACAGCCUGGCACAUGCAGGGCAUCUCCUGAAGGACCUCACCAGCUUCGAGGAGAAGUCCAGCGUGUCUGUAGAGCGGGCCCUCGCACUGGCCCUGGAGGGUGAGAAGCUCAUUGACAGCAGGCACUACGCUGUGGAUUCCAUCCGCCCCAAAUGCCAUGAGCUCCAGCACCUGUGCAACCAGUUCGCGGCAGAGGUCGAGAGGAGGAGGGGGCUGCUCAGCAAGUCCCUGGAGCUGCACAGCCUCCUGGAGGCGUCCAUGAAGUGGUGUGAUGAGGGAAUCUACCUGCUGGCCUCACAGCCUGUGGACAAGUGUCAGUCCCAGGAGGGUGCUGAGGCGGCCCUCCAGGAAAUUGAGAAGUUUCUGGAGACUGGCGCAGAAAACAAGAUCCAGGAGCUCGACAGAAUCUACCAGGAAUAUGAACCCGUCCUCACCACAGACCUGAUGGAGCACGUGCAGAAGGUCUACCAGAAGCAGGAGGGCACGGAGGAGAUGUUCCACCGGAGACAGGCCAGCCUGAAGAAGCUGGCGGCCAAGCAGACACGGCCCGUGCAGCCGGUGGCCCCCCGGCCAGAGGCACUCACAAAGUCACCCUGCCCCUCCCCAGGCAGCCGGAGAGGCUCUGAGAACAGUCCUGAGGGCAGCAUGCUCCGGAGAGGGCCCUACAGGAGGGCCAAGAGUGAAGUGACUGAGAGCCGGCAGGGCCGCGGCAGCUCCACAGGCGACGAGGAAGAGAGCCUGGCCAUCUUGAGGAGGCAUGUGAUGAAUGAGCUCUUGGACACGGAACGGGUGUACGUGGAAGAGCUGCUCUGUGUCCUGGAGGGCUAUGCCGCCGAGCUGGACAACCCGCUGAUGGCGCACCUCGUCUCACCCGGCCUCCAAAACAAGAAGGACAUUUUGUUUGGAAACAUGGAAGAGAUUUACCACUUUCACAACAGAAUAUUCCUGAGGGAGCUAGAAAACUACACUGACUGCCCGGAGCUGGUUGGAAGGUGUUUUCUGGAACGGAUGGAAGAGUUCCAGAUCUACGAGAAGUAUUGCCAGAACAAGCCUCGCUCUGAGAGCCUGUGGAGACAGUGCUCCGACUGCCCGUUUUUCCAGGAAUGCCAGAGGAAGCUGGACCACAAGCUGAGUCUCGACUCCUACCUGCUGAAGCCAGUGCAGAGAAUCACCAAGUACCAGCUGCUGCUCAAGGAGAUGCUCAAAUACAGCAAGAGCUGCGAGGGGGCUGAGGACCUGCAGGAGGCACUGAGCUCCAUCCUGGGCAUCCUCAAGGCCGUGAACGACUCCAUGCACCUGAUCGCCAUCACCGGCUAUGACGGGAACCUGAGUGACCUGGGGAGGCUGCUGAUGCAAGGCUCCUUCAGCGUGUGGACAGACCACAAGAAGGGCCACACGAAGGUGAAGGACCUGGCCAGGUUCAAGCCCAUGCAGCGGCACCUCUUCCUGCAUGAGAAGGCCGUGCUCUUCUGCAAGAAGAGGGAGGAAAACGGGGAGGGCUAUGAGAAGGCCCCUUCCUACAGCUACAAGCAGUCCCUGAACAUGGCGGCAGUGGGCAUAACCGAGAAUGUGAAGGGCGACAUGAGAAAGUUCGAGAUCUGGUACAACGCCCGGGAGGAGGUGUACAUCAUACAGGCACCGACGGCGGAGAUUAAAGCAGCCUGGGUGAGUGAGAUCCGCAAGGUGCUGACCAGCCAGCUGCAGGCUUGCAGAGAAGCCAGCCAGCACCGAGCACUGGAACAGUCCCAGAGCCUUCCUCUGCCCACGCCGCCCAGCACCAGUCCCUCGAAAGGGAACACAAGAAACAUCAAAAAGCUGGAGGAAAGAAAAACCGACCCCCUAAGCCUGGAAGGAUACGUGAGCUCCACGCCGUUGCCGAAGCCCCCCGAGAAGGGCAGAGCUUCUCCUUCCAGUCCUGGCAAAAAAGCUAAGCGACAUGAAGUGAAGAGCGAUCCAACGCCUUUUGGUUUACGAGGUUGGAGCAAAACGUCUCACCCCUCAGAGGCCCCUGAGGACGAUGGCUGGUCGAGUGCUGAGGAGCUGAUCAAUUCCUCGGAUGCAGAGGAGGAGGGCAGAGUGGGCCCCAGGAAGCUGGUUCCAGGGAAGUACACGGUUGUGCUGGGCGAUGAGAAGGAAAGCCCUGAAGCGCUUGCCGUGAGAAGCGGAGAUGUGGUGGAGGUGGUCCAGGAGGGUGACGAGGGCCUUUGGUAUGUCAGGAACCUGACCUCCAGCAAGGAGAGCUGGGUGCCGGCCAGCAGCCUCUCCACGCUCCUCGGCACGUCGGGCUCGGCUCAGUGCCUGAGCAGCUCAGAGUCCAGUGCAGGCUCCGCCCUGCUGAGCGCCUCGUCCAGCUGCAGCGAGAGCUGCGGGGCCCCCCUCUCAGACCUGCAGGGGUAGCGCCGGGCCGCGCAGGAUGGCAGCCUGCGGACCUCUAAGUGUUCCUUUGCUUGGGCUUGCUUAGUUUGGUGAGGGACGGUGCUCUAAGACCCUGGGAAAGGAGGACCCUGGCAAGACCCGGAAGAGGAGCCACCCGCUGCCCACGAGACUUGGCGGUGCAGACACAGGGGCACGCAGAGGAAAGGUUCUGGAAGAUUCUGUCCUCCGGCCUUCACGCCAGGACCCCCCUGACGGAGGCGCAGAAGUCAGCUCCACGGGAAGAUGGCGGCACACCGAGCUUCCCCGCAGAACCAGGAUGGACGGAGGGCUGUGGGGCAGCGGAGCAAACAUGUGGCAGGUGCCACGGGGCCGUCGUCCGCCUCCACCGGGCCGCGGUGGGGAGCCCGUCCCGGCCACUCGGCUUCGGUUCCUGCCGCAUCUGGGCUGGUGCUUCCUGCAGGGAUCAGCACGUUGUGGGAGGGACCGCUUCCCAAAGAAGUGGCCAACCUACUGACCCAACAGCUUGGUGGAGGACUUUUUGAUUUUUACAAGAAAGCAGGGAUUAAUUCCAUGGCCAUUUUUUGUGGUACUUUGGCCGCUAAUCUUUACCAAGAAUCACUGUGUUUACAUGAAAUGACAAUUUAAUACUGUAUUUGAUACAAAACUAUUUUCUGUUACCGGGGUUUACACUGCAGCGCGUUGUUUAUACUGCUGGAGAUUUGAGGGCUCUCUCUUGGGGACCAAAGCCCUCUCCAAGGCCGGCCUGGUCACCGGCAGUUGAAAACGCAUCCCUCGAUAAAAUCCAGCAAUGCUUCUACAAACAGGAGUAGUAGAAACCAAGGAGAGUCCUUUAUCUGUGUAGGUUAAUUUUCAAAAGAAAAUUUAAACUAUAAUUUAAAAUAUUUAGUUUCUUUUCUACAAAAAUGGGGAACUUGAUUUUUUUAACUAGCUUCACUGAAUUAGGAUUUUUUAUCGUUUUUAAAGAAUACAUAAAGAUGCAGUUUCCGCGGGGUACCACCUGAACCGGUGCCCACACAGGGCUCAGUGAAAGCUCCAGCCCUGGCACCUGUGCCGGCCUCCGCUGCUGCCUCCCAGGCUCGGGCAAGUCCCCCUGAACUCAGAAACGUAAAGGUUGCAGAGCUCAUCACUGAAAUCGAGGCAGAACUGGAAAGAAAACUCUUCUGGUUUACCUUUUUGUGUUUCUCAAACAAACUCUGUUCUCCGGAAACACUUUGUGUAUCUGGUGGGGGCGGAUCUCUUUCUACGUAUGCUUACGUGGAUGUGUGUGCAUUGGUGUCCCGUGUUAGGGACGCACGCGGCCUCCGCGAUGCUGGAAACCGUCACUUUACUGCCCUCCCUGAGUCCCACGCCCACCGCAGCCUGCUCCUGGCCACACGCGAGCCCCCACCCUGGCUGCCCCUGCGGUGCGUUAGAGAAAACAGCCGUGCAAGACUCAGCAGCUUUCCUCAGUGCCCCCCGAUUUACUCAGUGCGCUGACUGUGCAGAGACCGCCCCAGCCGCCUCGCCCAACACCCCCCCACCAUUGUAAUCUCUUCCUCAUAAAGGCACUUUAAAACCUCGUGUUUCAGUCAUUGCUUUUUGUUUGGUUUGGGGUCUUUUUUUUUUUAUUGCUGAUGUAAAUGAAAUUUAAAAAAUCAGAGUUCUUUAUUGUAUGGAUGGAGUUUGAAUAAAUAUCAGCCCCUCUUGC